Molecule: messenger RNA, 538 nt
Organism: Symbiodinium sp. CCMP2456
Lineage: Eukaryota; Dinophyceae; Suessiales; Symbiodiniaceae
Source: the annotation of a GenBank genome assembly
ACUUCCCACCAUCAUUGACCUGGCUACCGGCGAAUGCGAGAAGAGUGUAUGGCAAGAUGCAAUUCAACUCUUGGCUGGGGUCAUUGGCUAUCCUGCUGCCCGAGAGCGGUGCAGCUAUCCAUCUUCCGUCUUCCGGGCGUUGGUGCAAGCUCUGUCGAAAGGUGAUGCCCGGGCCACUACAGUGAUCUUGUCCUCGGUCGAGCAGCUGCCACCCGAGGAUUUUCUCAAACUCUUGGAAGCGAUCGAGCCUGAGACUCUGAUGAGGCGCUCCUUGGCCUCUGCCCCGGCCAUCCGCUCCAUGGUCGUGAAAAUCCUGGGAGUUUGCUUGGUGAAGUGUUGGCCACUUGUGACUGCUGUGUCAGAUGAGAACAUGCGCGACUCCUGUGUUGACGGCUUGAGAGCUGCGAUCUCGAUGCUGUCCAAGGAGGAGUCCGACGAGGACAUCUGCCUGGCUGCCGGAGCGAUUGUGGACGAGCUGAUGCUCCGGUACCUGAACAUCUCGCCUGGGCCAAUGUCCGUCAUCGCCCUGUUUCAUCCC